CUUCACCGGGCGGAAGGAGAACGUGAUGCACCACUUCGGAAACCCUAGAUUCGAGAUGAUCCGACACGACGUCGUUGAGCCCCUUCUUCUCGAAGUUGACCAGAUCUACCAUCUCGCUUGCCCUGCUUCCCCUGUUCACUACAAGUUCAAUCCCGUCAAGACCAUCAAGACCAAUGUGGUGGGGACUUUGAAUAUGUUGGGACUGGCCAAGAGGGUGGGAGCUAGAUUUUUGCUCACCAGCACCAGCGAGGUCUAUGGAGAUCCUCUGCAGCACCCACAAGUUGAGACUUACUGGGGAAACGUCAAUCCAAUCGGUGUCCGGAGCUGUUACGACGAGGGAAAACGCACGGCGGAGACGUUGACCAUGGACUACCACAGAGGAGCCGGCGUUGAGGUUAGGAUUGCUAGAAUUUUCAACACUUAUGGCCCAAGAAUGUGCAUUGAUGAUGGCCGUGUCGUUAGCAAUUUUGUUGCCCAGGCUUUGAGGAAGGAACCUCUGACUGUAUAUGGUGAUGGGAAGCAAACCAGAAGUUUCCAAUAUGUUUCUGAUCUUGUGGAGGGAUUGAUGAGGCUAAUGGAGGGGGAGCACAUCGGACCCUUCAAUCUUGGAAACCCCGGUGAAUUCACCAUGCUUGAACUUGCCAAGGUUGUGCAGGAAACGAUUGACCCAGAUGCGAAGAUAGAGUACAGGCCGAACACAGAGGACGACCCUCACAAGAGGAAGCCCGACAUCACCAAGGCCAAGGAUCUUCUCGGGUGGGAACCAAAAGUCUCUCUCCGUAAGGGUCUCCCGCUCAUGGUCUCCGACUUUCGACAACGCAUCUUCGGCGACCACAAGGACAGCAGCAGCAGCGGGGGAGCGAACACAGCAGCGUAGAUCUGGUGGAAGGAUUCGUUCGUUUCGAACGCAGAAACCCGAGUUCUUCUUGCGGGGUCAUGUUAAAGGUAUAAUGGUUAAAAGUUAAUAGUAUAAGGAGGAGGUGGUGCAGAAGCAAAAGGGGAGUGUAUGGAAAAAUAGGGUAGAUUAUUUGAGUUUGAUCCUUUUAGCCAUUUGUUUAUGAUUUUGGAAAAUUGUUAUGUGUUGUAAGUUUGAUUAGAGGAAAGUGGGGUUGGGUUAAUUUGUGGUUUAAGGAAAAUUUAUGUUCCCAUCCCAUUCAACAAUUACAGAUUUCUUAAACAACAAAAAUAAUAAAAAUAAAAAUAAAAAAGGAUGAAAAUUAUUGAGCCAAAAA
Messenger RNA from Momordica charantia (bitter melon), 1232 nucleotides. The record is from RefSeq and is a predicted model, not a curated record. Lineage: Eukaryota; Viridiplantae; Streptophyta; Magnoliopsida; Cucurbitales; Cucurbitaceae.